Toxorhynchites rutilus septentrionalis is the source of this 4801-nucleotide messenger RNA. RefSeq names its product calcyphosin-like protein. Lineage: Eukaryota; Metazoa; Arthropoda; Insecta; Diptera; Culicidae. The record is from RefSeq and is a predicted model, not a curated record. The coding region runs from base 3766 to 4455 and encodes 229 amino acids. The transcript has 4 exons. Gene Ontology annotation, molecular function: calcium ion binding.
AAAUCUGGCAUUUCAGUAAUCAAAAAUUAUUUUUAAUUAUGUUUGAAUGAUGGUUGUUAUGGUUUAUCUUGUGUUAAUUAGUAAUUAUUUAUAUUUUCUAAUAUCCGGUAUCCGGCCGGAUAGGCCGGAUAACGUAUAGCUACCGGAUAUUCGUUUCAUCUCUACUCUAUUCUAAGCAUCGCAAAAUUGAGUGUAAACCAUAAAUUUCUGAAAAAGGUGCUCUUAGGCUUAAACGUACGAAACAAUUCCAACAAGGAGAUCUAAAGGGGCACUUGCAAAUCCUGGAAGAUUUUUAACUGAACCCUAUAUUAAUCAUGAACGAAGACUGUAUGGAAACAGAGACUAACUUCAGUGUUCCUUUCAAAGUGAUUGAAUUCAAUCGCAGCGUAUGGGAAGAAGGUGGUCCUAUAACUCGUCCAGGAUCACUCGUGUUUUACACCGAUUGGUCAAAAAUUGGAAAAUCUACAGGAGCUGGGAUUACUGGACCAGAGAUAGAUGUCUCAAUUCCAAUGGGACAGUGGCCUACAGUUUUUCAAGCAGAAAUACAUGCUAUUCUAACAUGUACGAACAUUUGUUUGGCUAGAAAAUAUAGGUAUGCCAGUAUCUGUAUUUUCUCAGAUAGCAGCUCUAAAUGCAUUGAAAGCAUAUACUUGUCAGUCAAAGGUAGUUUGGGAAUGUAUUCUUUCCUUAAAAAAAUAACUGUAACUAACGAAGUUAAUCUAUACUGGGUGCCUGGUCACUGCGGUAUAGAAGGUAAUGAAAAAACCGAUCUCCUAGCAAGAUUAGGAUCUUCAACUAAAUUCGUCGGACCUGAGCCAUUUUGCGGAUUAUCUACAACCUGUCUGAAAUCCGAGCUCAAAUCCUGGAAAACAUCGAUGAUUGAAGCCAACUGGAGAGAUCUAUCAACAUCACGACAAUCCAGAUUAUUAAUUACACCUUGUAAUAGAAUAACACGCAGCCUACUCAGUUUGAAUAAAGCCGAUCUGAGUAUGUUGACUGGGCUAUUGACCGGACAUUGACCGAGCAGGCAUCACCUCAAAAAAAUUGGGAAAAUAACGGAUGAUAAAUGUCGUUUCUGCAAUUUUGAUGAUGAAACUUCGGAACAUUUACUGUGUCAAUGCACUGUAUUGAUUCAGCAAAGACUGCGGAUUCUCGGAAAGGGCAUUCUUAUGCCUAACGAGAUAUGUUCUGCAGAACCAAAAAAGGUAAGAAACUUAUAUAUAGAAAAACUGGAGUGCACCACAAUAGAUCAAACUAAUGGUCGCAGUGGUACAAUGCUCCUACAGAAGAAGAAGAAGAAGAUAAAUUUCUUCAAACAAAUUAAUCUUUUUAGUUAGAUCUUUGCGAAUUAGCGUACUUUUUUCGUCAAUGUAUGACGUCGAAACUAACUUGGGCAGUGUUGAUUUUUUGUUGUUUUUGUAGAUGCUUGAAAAAGUUUUUAUCAAAAUGGCAAGUAAGAGGAACGGAAUAGAUGUUGUUACACGUACAAUGAUAAUAAGUAAGACUUGUCGAGGAAAGACAUUGCGGGAAAUAGCAGCUGUUGUCGGAAGAAUCCACUCUACAGAAAAGAAAAUCAUAAACAAGUGGAAAACGAAGGAACCAUGGAAAAUCUCCCGAUAGAGAACACACACGGAUCCUAUCUUCUAAUGAUGAACGGGUAAUUGUUCGAACAUUGCAAAAGAACCCUAAAACAAACAUUCCUAUAUUGUCUACUGAAAUAGCCGGCAUCAUUGGGAGACCUGUCUGCGUAUACAGGAACAAUCUGAGAGAUCUUGUAAACCAUGAAAAGUAUUUCAUUUCAAAGAUGAAUAUGAAAAAACGGCUACAGUUUGCUAAGGCAUAUAUAAACAGACCCAAGGAGUUCUGGAACAAGGUCUUUCAUACGGAUAAGCCGAAAACCAAUAUCUUUGAAUCGAAUGGAAAACAGAUGGCGUGGGGGAAACCAGGAUCGAUGUUUUAGAUUGAGCAUUUGGUUCCCACAGUAAAACACGGCGACGGUAGUUAGUUGAUGUAUGGUACAUUGGCGGCUUACGGAACUGGAACCAUGGAGUUUAUCGAUUCGGCGAUGGACAAGAUGGCCUAAUUAAUCUUCCUAAAACGUAACCUUCGGUCGUGAUUACUACUUUCAACAAAUUAAUGACCCGAAGCAAUUUGACUUCGUGGUGCUGGAAAGCCUGCUCUGUAAUGUCACAAUCAACUCAAAACACCUCUGAAAUCACCAAACUUGAACACUAUUGAGUAUCUAUGGUGGGAAAUCAAGAGCCAUCCAUCUAUCAAAAUCCAGGGAACGAAGCGGAACUCAAAACGACGAUAACGGAGAUCUGGGAAGCACUUCCGUCUACAGUGACCAUAAAUCUUGCCUCGGUGCUUGCAGGAAGUACUAGACGCCAAAGGGGGGCCAUACCAAAUACUAGGUGAUUGAUUUUUGUUAUCUGUUAACAUUUCUGAACUGAUUUCAAUUUUGUUUUAAAGAAAAAUUUGAACUGCACACUCAAUUUUGCCACGUCUUAAUUGGAGAUUUUUUGUUUGUAUUUUAAACAUGAAGUAGAAAUAUGACCAUUUUAAUUUUUUUCUUAUCACUACAUGAGAGUAAAAUGAAUCGAUUUUACGAUGAAUAUAUGUCGCAUUUGAUUAUUUACUUUUUAACCCCGAAAAACUCAAAAAUAACAAACCAGCACGAAUUGUAUACUCAAUUUUGCGAUUGACUGUACAUACCUGUGUGUCUGUAAACCCAACUAAUCGGUUACCAGGGUAUCCAGCCGGUAUAAACAAAUCAAGCACUCUUAAGAGAAAAAAUGAGAAUAUAGUUGAAUAAACUCUACUGGAGAGAAUUCGACAAACGAACCUUAUCUACUAGUGGAGAGAUCAGACGCGCUCAACGUAAAUUUCAAUAGCACCGCAGAACAACUCAUUUUCAAAUCCAAAUCCAUCAAAUCGUAAGCAUUACUAUUUACAGCGGAUAUUCACGGUUGCUCCACACGUAGUGGUGGUUAGGAACCCUCUUAUGAAAGGAUUAUGUUAGACGAAUAUAUUCGAUGAUAUACUUUUCUUUGGCUACGAAACAAAUUAUAUUUGUUUUUCUUAGCAUAGUGUUGAGUGCACUAUGCUUUCCUUAUGGUCCAUACAGUGAUUUUUUAACCAAGAACGUUUACAGUGUUUACAAAAAUCACACUUUGUUUGAGAUCCAACAUUAUCCCAUGAAUCCACCAUUCUCUGUCGAAUAGGUUCAUUACAUCCUAGCUGCCAUAAUCACGUUUUUCAUUAUUAAUCAGGUUUUCUGUCCUUUGGUUUUCCUCAGGUUUCCCUAUUCAUUCGCUCACUACCGUGUGCGUCAGAUUCGGUAAUGUGUAGUAUGAGCGCCCGCAAUUUUCCUUAAGUUUCUCGCUCUCCAAUUUUCUUCUGACUCGAAUUAGUCUGAGUCGUGCUUUCGCGUAGGGAACAAUCCCUUGUUCAUUCAAUCCGCCAAUUGAAAGGAAUCCAAAAUUCUUCCAGAUUUGAUCAAUUUCACCUUGUUUUGUUCUGGACAAAUUUCAUUCCGCGAGAAAAGGCUGAAAUAUGUGCAGUAGAAAGGCAUGUUUCGGACAUUCUUCGACAAGUGAUUUUGAGUGAAGUUACGACAUUAGUGAAUAGUCCAAUAGAAGUGCAAAUAUUGCGCGGCCUAUAUCUACCUCAAUCUAAAACAUCGCCAACAUUUAUUUUGGCGACUAUUCCGCCUACAUUUUAAAUUUAUCGGAACCGAUAACCUAAUCCAUUAAAUUGACCACUAUGCGGUCAAGUUAUGGAUAUAAUCAUAGAAUUACUCUCAAGAUGGCACAUCGCCCCGUCAGUGCAAUGUCGCGUCAAGAAUCUGAAAUGAUCAACCAUAGCCGCCGGACACUGUCUUCUGGUACGCUGAUGGAUCCCAUUGAGAAACUACGCCACAUGUGUCUUGCCCGUGGUGCUUCGGGAAUUCUUGGUCUGGGGCGCUGCUUCCGCCGUAUGGACGAUGAUGGCAGCAAAGCCCUCUGUUUGGAGGAGUUCGUCAAGGGUUUGCAUGAUACUGGACUCGACAUCACACAGGAAGAGGCUACUGAAAUGUUACACAAAUUUGAUACUGAUGGAAGCGGCUCGAUCAAUAUGACCGAGUUUUUGAUUGCCAUCCGCCCAAACAUGUCCGAGUCAAGGAAGAAUAUUGUGAACCAAGCAUUCAACAAAUUGGAUAAAACUGGAGACGGUUUCAUCACCGUUGACGAUUUGAAGAACGUCUACUCGGUUAAGAGCCAUCCACUGUACAUUAGUGGUGAGGAAACAGAAGAUGUGAUCCUCAGGAAAUUCUUGGCCAACUUCGAAGAGAACGGCAAUGCCGAUGGAACGGUCACUAAGGAGGAAUUUUUUAAUUAUUACUGCGGUUUAAGUGCUUCGAUCGAUACUGAUGCUUACUUCGAUCUGAUGGUUCGUCAGGCUUAUAAGCUGUGAAUUGUGGAGCAUGAAUUACAUCGCUCCAAACGCAUACAGCUAUCAAGUAUUAUGAAUUUCAAGUCGUUACAAAUGCACCAUUAUUUAUUAAAUAGCAAGGUAUCAAACCAAAAGCACAAUUAAAUAUAUUAGCGCUUAGAAGUGGAUCUAAGUCUGGAAUUUUUCUUGUUUACACAUAUUCAUAUUUGAAUUGCUUUUAUUCUUUUUGUUUUGUAUUGUUUGCAUCCUUAGGACAUACAGUGUUUUUAGAAUAACUUUUUUAAAACAUUUUAUCAAUUCAGAAAUGAUUAAGAAUCGACACAUUUGUAACAACGCAAGAGGAAUAAAAUUCAUGUUGAGCAGUUCA